This is a messenger RNA of Malassezia pachydermatis, 693 nucleotides long. Its product is annotated as cytoplasmic ankyrin-repeat. Gene Ontology annotation, molecular function: protein binding. NCBI's taxonomy places the organism in Eukaryota, Fungi, Basidiomycota, Malasseziomycetes, Malasseziales, Malasseziaceae. The transcript is spliced from 2 exons. The record is from RefSeq and is a predicted model, not a curated record. Bases 1 to 693 code for a protein of 230 amino acids.
AUGAGUCUGAGUGACGAGCACAUUGACGAUGUGCUUUGGGCCGCUCGUGCAGGUGACCUUGACGCUUUGAAAGAGACGGUAGCGGCUAUUGGCGGCACGGAUACCAACGCUACGAUCAAGGCGGUGCUGGCGUGUAAGAACGAGUCAGGCCAUACGCCACUUCAUUUCGCCGCUGCGAACAACCACCAAGAGAUUGUAUCGUACCUUCUUUCUGCGGCAGGUGUCGCCGAUGUCCUUGCUCAGAACGAAUCGGGGAACACGGCGCUGCACUGGGCCGCCUUCAAUGGUCAUGUGGACGUAGCGGCAGCGCUGGUGGACCGAACGGAGGCUUUGGAGAACGAGGAGGCAGACGUAGCGAAGAAGAUGCGCGCUGAAGAGGACCAGCGUGAGCAUGAACGCCACAUGGCGGCGAACAAGGACGUGAAAGAGGCCGAGUCCGAUCGUCAAGCAGAGCUCGCGCACCACGACGAGCUGCAGCGUGAGCGUGCACUAUGGGAUGUACGCAACAAGGCGGGGCGUGGUCCUAUGAGUGAGGCGCAAAUGGCCGAUCGCGAGGCUGUGGUACAGAUGCUUCUAGGCCGCCUUGCGCAGCACGACAAGUCGGAGCAGGCCUCCUCUGCUACACCUACGCCCGUACCCAAUGACGCAAGUGUCGAAGCGAAGACUGCGUCGAUGACCUUGAACGAUGCCUAA